Messenger RNA from Morchella importuna, 345 nucleotides. RefSeq lists its product as uncharacterized. The transcript is spliced from 5 exons. The record is from RefSeq and is a predicted model, not a curated record. The coding region runs from base 1 to 345 and encodes 114 amino acids. NCBI's taxonomy places the organism in Eukaryota, Fungi, Ascomycota, Pezizomycetes, Pezizales, Morchellaceae.
AUGUCGUCACACCGAGCCAAUCCAGGUUACCAAAUAGUAGUAACGCAGCUAGCACUGCGUGACAAUCCAAUCGCGAUAGACACGAUAGACACAUGUAUUCAAGUUUUCCCCAACUGCCCGGUUUCCCCAGCCUCCUCGCUAAAUAAAGUUACACUUCUCGCUGUCCUCUGCCUCUUCCAAGUUCCCGAGAACGAACAGGUAGACAAAGAAGACAGGGAAGAGUAUGCAGUGGCGCCCCUCUUGAAAGUUAGUUUGCAGCGCAGUUUGCAUCGCGCGCGUUCACCGUCCCGUGACUGGACCCUGGGGUUGCUGCGGCAACAGCAACGGCGCGAUCCGUGCGCGUAA